AUGGAGGUGAAGGUGUCUGUGGACGGUGUUCCACGUGUGGUCUGUGGAAUUACAGAAGAAACAACAUGCCAAGAAGUGGUCAUAGCGUUGGCUCAAGCGCUGGGUCAGCCUGGACGCUACACAUUACGGGAGAAAUUUAAAGACUUUGAGAGGUGCAUGACACCUGAUGAACGCCUCCUGGAGACUCUUGAGAAAUACGGUGAGCAGGCCAGGGAGGUUCAGCUCACGCUUCUCCACAACGGACCCUCUGCCUUGGAUGAAAUGACCAGAACAAAAGUUGGCAGACACCAACCUUGCCCCCCACUUAGGAGAAAAGAGGCAGCCACUAGAAUGCGGCGAGGCAGUGAUUCACUCAGAAUCAAUCGCAGAAGCUUGCCACCAUUGUCCUGUUUGAGACAAGAAGCUGAGCAGCAACAAGAGGACGUGAAAAGGCCUAAAAGAAAGUCUUUGACACUCAUGGAGGAGGCCUGGGAAUGGCUGGAGAAUCUGGGGAAAGGCAGGGUUUACAGUACUGCCAGUGAUAAGGAAAGCAGCAAGAAGACUGAUAAAAGGAGCAAUACCUUUCUGGAUGUUUCUCUCACUGCUGACAAAGAUAACUUAGGUCGAAGUAGUAGAAGCAAAGUCAGAGGUCAGAAAAUAUUGAAGUCAGACUUGGAUAAUCAGACAUCCUGCUGCAUGGGAAGUCAGGCGAGGGUUAAAGAAAGCAAAUAUUCCAAGAAAACUCAAGGAGUAAAACCUGAUUAUAUAUCCAUUUCAAGCUGUGCUAUAGCUGAAGAUGAGAGAAAUGAUCUAAGAGAAACCAUAAUAUGUCAGCUCAGCUGUUUGCAAGACUUACAGGUACAGAUAGAACAAGUGGACCAACAGAUUUUAGAGCUUGAGGAGCGACAGAGGGCCAGACAAGCUGAACAGGAGGCCCAGCAGAGAAUGAUUGAAGAUGAGAUGGAGCAGAUACAGUUUUGGGAGAAUGAGCUGAAGGCAGAGGAGAGUUACGAGAGAGAUCUGCAAAGUCAGUUCCUUGAGAUGAGGACCAAGGCUGUGGAGUGCAAGACCAAGCUGGAGGACUAUAAGUGCAAAAUGCAAGGACUUGGUUUCUUCACCACUCAAAACAAUGUUCAAGAGGAUUCAGGGAUGGUUUCAAAAGUGGGUGCAAAUGCGGACACUGAGAUUUCAGUUGAUUCAACUCAGGAACUAUAUCAGGAACAAUCUGAUCCAGAUGGGGAUGUAAAUAUUAACAGGAAGUUCUUGCCCAGGGAAGACUUUAACCCACCUCCUGCUCUGACUACUCCCAGCCAGAUAAGGGAGAGACGGCCCACAGGGCCCACUGAGCUCAGGGAGUGGUGGACACGCUGGUCUGAAUCCCAAAUCCCCAAACCACAGACUAAAAAGAAGGUGGUACAUCGCUCUGAGCUCACUAUAUAUCUAGGCAGUACAAAGGUUUAGUCAAAUUAAGAGCUUAAGAGAAGACAUAUAUUAAAUGUAAUGUAUGCUUCAUUGUACUCAGUGGUAAUUUGCUAUUUUAUUUCUCAUGUGGCAAGGCUCUGG
This is a messenger RNA of Scomber japonicus (chub mackerel), 1542 nucleotides long. RefSeq names its product Ras association domain family member 11 (gene rassf11). Gene Ontology annotation, biological process: signal transduction. NCBI's taxonomy places the organism in Eukaryota, Metazoa, Chordata, Actinopteri, Scombriformes, Scombridae. Bases 1 to 1440 code for a protein of 479 amino acids. The transcript has 2 exons. The record is from RefSeq and is a predicted model, not a curated record.